Molecule: messenger RNA, 552 nt
Organism: Sphenostylis stenocarpa
Lineage: Eukaryota; Viridiplantae; Streptophyta; Magnoliopsida; Fabales; Fabaceae
Source: the annotation of a GenBank genome assembly
AUGGACAAAGAAGGUCUCGGGCUUGAAAUCACUGAGCUCAGACUCGGCCUUCCCGGUGCGGAGAACAACGAGAAGGAGAACAAGAAGAGGGUCUUCUCGGAGAUUGAAGGUGAAAACAGCUCCUCUGAAGAAGAAGAUCGCAAAAAAGAAACCAAGAAUCAGGUCGUGGGGUGGCCUCCGGUGUGCUCCUACCGCAAGAAGAACAGCGUCAAUGAAACCAAAAUGUACGUCAAAGUUAGCAUGGACGGUGCUCCUUUCUUGCGUAAAAUUGAUUUAGCUAUGCACAAGGGCUACUCCGAGUUGGCCUUUGCCUUGGACAAGUUCUUCGGUUGCUACGGAAUCGGCGAAGCGUUGAAGGAUGCGGAGAAUGCUGAACACGUUCCCAUAUACGAGGACAAAGAUGGUGACUGGAUGCUGGUUGGAGAUGUCCCUUGGGAAAUGUUUAUUGAGUCAUGCAAGAGGUUGAGGAUUAUGAAGAGAUCAGAUGCAAAGGGUUUCGAUCUGCAACCAAAAGGGUCUUUAAAGGGAUUUAUAGAAGGCGUGAGAAAAUGA